This is a messenger RNA of Microcebus murinus (gray mouse lemur), 2439 nucleotides long. The record is from RefSeq and is a predicted model, not a curated record. NCBI's taxonomy places the organism in Eukaryota, Metazoa, Chordata, Mammalia, Primates, Cheirogaleidae.
ACAACGGCGGGGCUUGAGGCCGCUUCCCCUCCCGCCCCAUGGAGCGGCCCCCGGGGCUGCGGCCGGGCGCGGGCGGGCCCUGGGAGAUGCGGGAGCGGCUAGGCACUGGCGGCUUCGGGAACGUCUGUCUGUACCAGCAUCGGUUGAACCAUGCGAAUGUUGUAAAGGCCUGUGAUGUUCCUGAGGAAUUGAAUUUUUUGAUUAAUGAUGUGCCUCUUCUAGCAAUGGAAUACUGUUCUGGAGGAGAUCUCAGGAAGCUACUCAACAAACCAGAAAAUUGUUGUGGACUUAAAGAAAGCCAGAUACUUUCUUUACUAAGUGACAUAGGGUCUGGGAUUCGAUACUUGCAUGCAAACAAAAUUAUACAUCGAGAUCUAAAACCUGAAAAUAUAGUUCUUCAGGAUGUUGGUGGAAAGAUAACGCAUAAAAUAAUUGAUCUAGGUUAUGCCAAAGAUGUUGAUCAAGGAAGCCUGUGUACAUCUUUUGUGGGGACACUGCAGUAUCUGGCCCCAGAGCUCUUUGAGAAUAAGCCUUACACAGCCACUGUUGAUUAUUGGAGCUUUGGGACCAUGGUGUUUGAAUGUAUUGCGGGAUACAGGCCUUUUUUGCAUCAUCUGCAGCCAUUUACCUGCCAUGAGAAGAUUAAGAAGAAGGAUCCAAAGUGUAUAUUUGCAUGUGAAGAGAUGACAGGAGAAGUUCGGUUUAGUACCCAUUUACCUCAGCCAAAUAGCCUUUGUAGUUUAAUGGUAGAACCCAUGGAAAACUGGCUACAAUUGAUGUUGAAUUGGGACCCUCAGCAGAGAGGAGGACCUGUUGAUCUUACUUUGAAGCAGCCAAGAUGUUUUGUAUUAAUGGAUCACAUUCUGAAUUUGAAGAUAGUACAUAUCCUAAAUAUGACUUCUGCAAAGAUAAUUUCUUUUUUGUUACCACCUGAUGAAAGUCUUCAUUCACUGCAGUCUCGUAUUGAGCGUGAAACUGGGAUAAGUACUGUUUCUCAAGAGCUGCUUUCAGAAACAGGCAUUUCUCUGGAUCCUCGGAAACCAGCUUCCCAGUGUCUAGUGGAGUUAGAGGGCUGUGAUAGCUAUAUGGUUUAUUUGUUUGAUAAAAGUAAGACUGUAUAUGAAGGGCCAUUUGCUUCCAGAAGUUUAUCUGAUUGUGUAAAUUAUAUUGUACAGGACAGCAAAAUACAGCUUCCAAUUAUACAGCUGCGUAAAGUAUGGGCUGAAGCAGUGCACUAUGUGUCUGGGCUAAAAGAAGACUACAGCAGGCUCUUUCAGGGACAAAGAGCAGCAAUGUUAAGUCUUCUUAGAUAUAAUGCUAACUUGACAAAAAUGAAGAACACUUUGAUCUCAGCAUCACAGCAACUGAAAGCUAAAUUGCAGUUUUUUCACAAAAGCAUUCAGCUUGACUUGGAGAGAUAUAGUGAGCAGAUGACUUACGGGAUAUCUUCAGAAAAAAUGCUAAAAGCAUGGAAAGAAAUGGAAGAAAAGGCCAUCCACUAUGCUGAGGUUGGUGUCAUUGGAUACCUGGAGGAUCAGAUUAUGUCCUUGCACACUGAAAUCAUGGAGCUACAGAAGAGCCCCUAUGGAAGACGUCAGGGAGAUUUGAUGGAAUCUCUGGAACAGCGUGCCAUUGAUCUAUAUAAACAGUUAAAGCACAGACCUUCAGAUCACUCCUACAGUGACAGCACAGAGAUGGUGAAGAUCAUUGUGCAUACUGUACAGAGUCAGGAUCGUGUUCUCAAGGAGCUGUUUGGUCAUCUGAGCAAGUUGUUGGGCUGUAAGCAGAAGAUUAUUGAUCUACUCCCCAAGGUGGAAGUGGCCCUCAGUAACAUCAAAGAAGCUGACAAUACUGUCAUGUUUAUGCAGGGAAAGAGGCAGAAAGAAAUAUGGCAUCUCCUUAAAAUUGCUUGUACACAGAGUUCUGCCCGGUCCCUUGUAGGAUCCAGUUUAGAAGGUGCAGUAAACCCCCAAGCAUCAGCAUGGCUGCCCUCGACUUCAGCAGAACGUGAACAUUCUCUGUCAUGCAUGGUAACUCCUCAAGAUGGGGAGACUUUAGCACAAAUGAUAGAAGAAAAUUUGAACUGUCUUGGCCAUUUAAGCACUAUUAUUCGUGAAGCAAAUGAGGACUGCAGCAGUAGUAUGAUGAGUCUUGAUUGGAGUUGGUUAACAGAAUGACUUGCCACUUGUUCAGUGUCCCCAAAUUGAUGGAAGUUGUUGUUGCACAUGUUGGAAUUUGUUUUUUCCCCCUGAAACCAUUCUUCAGACACCAGUGAGUGGAAGAACUGGCUGUGAUCAGAAACUGCAUUUCUACUAUGAUCAUAAAAAUGAUUUUACAAGCGCAGUAUUUUUAUUCUGAGUAAUUUUAGCCUGCUGAACAGAUAGGAUUUUAUAAAAGUCAAUGAACUUGUAUAAAUAAUUGUUUUAAUACCACAGCUAC